AUGCGUUACAAGCUCAAAGUUAUUCUCCUGACUCUUAUUGCAAAAGUCUUUACAAAACAAAUGCCAGGAAUCUGUUCCAAUGGUUCUCAAGGAAAUCGUAUUGAGUGUUGCAAGAAUUACAUACUUGAUGGAAAAUCCUGCAAAGAAUGUUCUGCUGGUACUUACGGAUAUAACUGCACAGAAGACUGCCCUCCCCAAUUCUAUGGGAGAUUCUGCAGAGAGAAAUGUUUGUGUUGUCCAUGUGAUAAAAUUAAUGGAUGCUUAAAGAUGACAAAUUUCGUUCACUGGCCAACGAUUUCCAUUUCUUUAGCUGGAAGUUUUGCCAUCUGCUUUUCUUUUGGCGUGGCAAUCAUUUGCAUUUUAAGAAAAAGAAAACCAAAAACUCCGGAGGGAUGUUAUGUGUCAAAAACGGAUGAAAAUGAUCUGACAGCCUCUCAAGAUAUGUAUGAUUAUCUGGCAACAGAAUCCUAUAACGUCCUAACGCUGACGACAACGGGUAUAGAGCAGUUACAACGUGGCAUGCAUGGCUAAUGUGGGCUCGUAAACUUACAAAAUAUAAAGAAGGUGCAUUAGAAGAAAAUAUCACGGUCACAUUAAGAAAAUGUUACUAUGAUAACUGUUGAAUGCAUUAUCGCAUGGCCUCAGUUGUAACCCUUUCGACUAUUUUAUUUUUCAAUGUUGCAAUUCCAUUGAAUUAGUUAUCGAUUCAUAAAUAAAAAACAUUGAGCGUUCAAUAGGGAUAGCCGUAAAAUUUUGAUCAUCAUUUUUAUGAAUAUUUAAUUUUGUUAGCUAUUUUUGUUGUCAGCAUUGUGUCAAUUAAACUGCGUGACAGAUUUCAUCAACAAUAAAAGGAAUUUCCUGGUACCUUUUUUAUAUAUCGUUUACUUAAUAUUUGCAUAACGAUAUUAUUACGUGUAUAUGUAAGCUUCCGGGUAUCAAAAUAGACAAAAACACGUGUUACACCUGUUCAUAAAAAUAUCCAUUCCAAU
Magallana angulata is the source of this 989-nucleotide messenger RNA. RefSeq lists its product as uncharacterized. The transcript is spliced from 6 exons. Lineage: Eukaryota; Metazoa; Mollusca; Bivalvia; Ostreida; Ostreidae. Bases 1 to 531 code for a protein of 176 amino acids. The record is from RefSeq and is a predicted model, not a curated record.